CCUGCCCCUGCUCAUAGACGUCACCACCACCAGAGAGGCAAGAGCAGGCAACUGUACCUCGGUUGACACAUAUACAACACACAUACGCAGACACCGACCAGCAGCAGCAGCAGCAGCAGCAGUGCAGGAGCAAGACAUGCCAUAAUAAUAACACAGCAACCAAAAGCCACUGCACUGUGAAGCGGAGGAGGUCUUGUAGCAGCUGCCCCGGGAAUGUCCACCGUGCAAACCCUGAGGAGAAAAUGAAGCGCAAGAGCGAGAGGAGACGAGCCGAGUCGAGGAAAAAGCGCUGUGCAGCUCACAACAGCUCAGAGGCGGCGCCAAACUCUGAUAUUUACAUUGAGAUAACAGAUCAACUUUAUUUCGCCAUACUAAAGCAAAAGAUCAAGAGCACAGCCGAACGACACUGUUUCUGCAUAGAUGAAGAGUUGGCAUAUGAGAACUUCUAUGCAGACUUUGGUCCCCUUAACCUGGCCAUGUUUUAUCGCUUCUGUUGCAAGCUGACAAAGAAGCUCAAGUCCCUUACACUCUCAAGGAAGAAAAUCAUAUUUUAUACCUGUGGAGAUCAGAAGAAACAAGUCAACGCUGCCUACCUAAUUGGCUCAUAUGCAGUAAUGAAUCUUAACAUGAUGCCUGAGGAGGCCUACAGUCUGCUGGUGUCGAGGAAUUCAACAUAUAUUCCAUUCAGAGAUGCUUCGUUUGGAACCUGCAUGUACAAUCUGAACAUCCUUGAUUGCCUACGUGCCAUUCACAAGGCUCUGCAGUACGGCUGGCUCGACUUCUCCAACUUUGAUGUGGAAGAAUAUGAGCACUACGAGAGAGCAGAAAAUGGAGACUUAAACUGGAUAAUUCCAGGAAAGUUCCUUGCAUUCAGUGGGCCUCAUCCAAAAAGUAAAAUAGAGAAUGGGUACCCAUUGCACGCUCCUGAGGCCUACAUCCCAUACUUCAGAAAUCAUAACGUCACCGCUAUCAUCAGGCUCAAUAAGAAGAUGUAUGAUGCCAGGCGUUUCACAGAGUCUGGGUUUGAGCACCACGAUCUGUUCUUUGUGGAUGGGAGUACACCAAACGACUCCAUCGUCAGGAAGUUCCUCAACAUUUGUGAGAAUGCAGAAGGAGCCAUUGCUGUCCACUGCAAAGCUGGUCUGGGGAGGACUGGUACUCUGAUUGGCUGUUAUAUGAUGAAACAUUACCGGCUGACUGCUGCAGAAGCCAUCGCCUGGAUACGGAUCUGCCGACCAGGGUCCAUCAUUGGGCCUCAGCAGAACUUUGUUGAAGAGAAGCAGAACAGUCUAUGGGCAGAGGGAGAUGUUUUCCAGGAGAAGAUGCUAAAUGAACGAGAGAAUGGAAAGAUGGCUGUGACCAGGAUCCUGUCUGGAGUGGAUGACAUAACUAUCAAUGGAAGCAACAAGAACAGGGCACCCAAGAAAGAAGAAAUGGAAUUGUAUAAUGAUGAAGAGGAGAGGAAUGGCCUCACACAGGGAGAUAAACUGCGCGCCCUGAAGAGCAAGAGGCAGGCCAGAUCGUCAUCAGGUUCACUAUCACAAGAGGAGAAUAAGAUUCACACCAGGUCAUCAUCACAGUCCCUAAGCACGGUCAUCCUGCAGGCCAGUGUUCAGGGCUGUAAGACCAGUGUCAACCCGUUGGCUCUGUCUGACCACUCAGACAGCAGGAAGAGGACCAGAACCUCGCUGCCUGCCAGCGGAAUAGGAGGAAGCUCCCUGUGCCACACCAGACUUGUCAGGUCCCUAGGCAACUUGCAUGUAGUGGCUGGCGACAGAGACCCAAUGUGUUGUGAGCCAUGUGGCAGCCAUAGAGACACAUCCAGUGCCACAGCCAACACAGGCACUCUCAUCAACUUAAACAUGGCACAGGUCCACCUGCAGUCACUCCAUUCCCAAAGCUAGAGCUCCGCUACUUCGGUGAGCCUGUGGAUCUGGAAAUUCUGAAGACUUUUACCAUGAAAUGAAAACACAACUGUACUCUUUUCAAUAGGUUUUUUUUUUUUUUUAAAGUCUAAGAAAAAAGUUGGAACAAACUUUAAAGAUGGGAUAUGUAAAUCAUUUAUAAGUUGUUUUUGAUUACAAGUUAUUUUACCCAUACGGCACUUUGGUUUUUAUAUUUUUAACACAUAAUCGUGAAACAAACUUCUCAUUUUUGCCUAGUUGUUCCUACUUAUUGAAGCAUGUCGUAGUAAACGGAUUGGACCUACAGAUAUCAGAAUGGCAUGUGAAUCCACGUAACACAUUUCCUCCAAAAUGAGCACUGUGCAGUAGAUAUACCGGUUCAUAAUCAUGGCAGAAUCAGUUUGACUUUGGAUGGAUAGUUGGAUCUGACCAGGAAUACAAACCUACUGGUGGAUGUAAUAAAAACAUGGUCUAUUAGAAUUUCAUCACAAGAUACAAUACCAUGCACAUUUGUACUCAAUAUCUGGCUUGUCUAUUCUAAAUCAUUACUUAUGAAGCUUUUCAGCUCCUGUAUUUCAAGAUUGUAAAUAUGUCAACAUUUGAUAUACUCAGUUUGUAUUUUUUAAAUAUUUUGUACUAUGUUUUUGAAUCAUGCUAUGAAAUGUCAAUUGUCCUAAUGGGGCUUUGUCUAACUCAUGUUCAUAAUCCACUGAAGACAUUUGCUUCAAGCGUAUAGAAUCAGACUUUUUAAAUAAAUUGUACUCAAAGUA
Larimichthys crocea (large yellow croaker) is the source of this 2674-nucleotide messenger RNA. It is a transcript of the gene cdc14b, whose product is annotated as cell division cycle 14B. The transcript has 15 exons. Gene Ontology annotation, biological process: protein dephosphorylation. The record is from RefSeq and is a predicted model, not a curated record. NCBI's taxonomy places the organism in Eukaryota, Metazoa, Chordata, Actinopteri, Sciaenidae. The coding region runs from base 243 to 1904 and encodes 553 amino acids.